UCACUUCAAAAUUGAAAAGAUGAUGUUUUCCUUUCUUUUUCUGCUUUUUAUGCCAAUACCACAAGUCAGAACGGGUUCCUUGUUAACCGGUACGUAUGAUCCGAACUCUACGGCUUUGAUCAAUGAAAGACGUGAUAUCAAGGAAAUUGACGUUCUUCGGCAGAUCAUCAACCAAGAGACUCUUAUUCGUGUAGCAGUGGUCAAGGAUGUGCGGGCAGUAGUGGACGACGUUAGGUCUGUGAAACGAAGCAUGGCGUCUUCAGAAACGAUGGUGUCCACCCUACAGCAGACAUUAGAAUCAUUGAAAAGUCAGGUUGAUUCUUUAAAUCGGGACAAUACUUUAGCGCAGAAAGUAGAGGUAUUACAAAGGCAGGUUUAUACCCUACGGCAGACCAAAACUUUGAAGAAGAGAGUAGAAACAUUAGAGAGACAGGUUAAUACUCUAAGUCAGGAUAACGCUUUACAACGAAAGGUAGAAACAUUACAAAGAAAGGUUGAUUCUCUGACUGAGGAGCAGACAAGAGAAAUCAAGAAUUGGCAGGAAAAGAAUCAGGAAAUUGAACAGAAAUUUAAUAGAAACAUCGCCGAAGUUUACGAACUUCUAAAUAACAGAACGUUGGAAACCAUUAAAAAAGAUUUAAAACUAUAUGUGGACUGCAAACACCACUGUCUACAAGGACAAACUCAGUCAGGUGUUUAUAGAAUUAGUCCCUUCGGUAAUGAGAGUCAGAUAGACGUGUACUGUGAUAUGGUGACAGAAGGCGGAGGAUGGACAGCAAUUCAGAAACGGGUGAGCGGAUCCGAGAGUUUUGACAGAACUUUGGCGGAGUACAAGAAUGGGUUCGGGAACGCUAACGACUCUUACUGGAUUGGAAAUUGUAGGAGAAAAAGAGGGAAGGUGUGUAAUUGGUUUGACAGAAAGAGAAAUGGGAGAAAGAGAGGUGACAGUAUGUUAAACACGGGGAUUUCUGACUAUAAUCUGUCUGGUAUGUACUUCACCACACCAGACAGAGAUAACGACAAAUUGAGUGGAUAUAACUGUGCCACCCACGGUGACCUUAGAGGAGGCUGGUGGUUUAACAACUGUCAGAUCGCCUUCCUCAAUGGUCCUUGGUCCCCGGCGAGCUGGAACAGUCCUUGGUGGCCUACCGUAGGGACUGGGUUAACUGUUAAGGAGACGAUGAUGUUGAUCAAGCGUCACUAGAUGUAGAUUAUAAAGGAGAAAAGAAAUGGUUGGAUAAUUCAAUGGAGAUUUCAAUAGACAAUAAUUGUCUAUGAUAAAACAUUGGAUAAUUCAAUAGAAUUCUACUGUUUAUGAUAAAGUAAUUGAUAAAUCAAUAAAUUAUUAUUGUCUAGGUCAGUAAACAAAAGUUGACUUCUUCACACACAAUGAAAAUACAUAUGUAUCCCUUUAAAAUCUUUUUUUCUACUUGUACCUACAUAUUUGGAAGGCCUGGCUUCAAGCCACAGGUGCAACAAAGACAAUAAAAAUAUCUUGGGCAAUUUUAAGUAAAAGAUUAAAAAUAUCUGUGUCGGAUUACUUGAGCUUACUUGUGAAUAAAAUUUUUCGGGUUUUGCUGGCUAAAAUAAUGAAAAUCUGACAUUGUCUUAACAUUUUCUGAAUAAUUCAAUUUUCCUUACUUUCAUCAUUUUGGACUUAACUCUAUGGAGAAUUUUUUUGUGUGCUCAUUUUCC
Messenger RNA from Saccostrea echinata, 1695 nucleotides. Its product is annotated as fibroleukin-like. Bases 20 to 1204 code for a protein of 394 amino acids. The transcript has 6 exons. The record is from RefSeq and is a predicted model, not a curated record. NCBI's taxonomy places the organism in Eukaryota, Metazoa, Mollusca, Bivalvia, Ostreida, Ostreidae.